GAAGCAAGGGUUGCCACUGCUUUGGAUAAACUAACUCACGUGGAAACAUCGGUUAAUGAUAGGCUGUUACAAGAUAGAAGCACCUCAGAAUCUGAUCAAAGUUGCUCUUCUCCUUAUACUUCUACACAUCGCUAGUUGCCUCGGAAAAGCUUGAAUGUCUCCGGUCCAGUUCUUACAUGGAUCGCCCAAAACUUUUACCCACAGAUAUUCUUACAUGUAUCUUACCAUCUCUGUUUCAGAUUCCAAUUGAAUGCUUUGAGGAACCAUGGGUUAUCUUUCGUGGCAAAGAUGGGAAACCUGAUGCGUCCAGGAUGCAUUUGCACAUAGAGUCUAUAGCGACUGAUACAGAUGGAAAAUGUGAGAAAAUGCCAUCUACAAGAUUGCUUAAUGUGAAGAUAAAAUCAGUGCCAUGUUUUGAAAAAGAGGGAAUGACUUGGAUUUGGCCUGGUGAUGAGGCUCCAACUGCCAACCUUCUUUCUUUAUUACCUCCUUCAGGAUUUGAAAUUCAUGCUGAGAUUCCUAUGGAACUUCCAACUGAACACGGGCUACUUCUGGAUAACCUUUUAUAUCUAGCACAUGCUCCAUUUACCCACUCUUCUACUUUGCCAACGGAUGGAGUGUUCCCAGCUUGGUGAACUUUUUAACACCUGCAUCUGGCCCCCAAGGAUACUGGGAGCCUUAUCCAAUAGAUAUGGAAUUUCUAACUCCACGUAUGGUGCUAUCAACCAUUGGGAUAUCAAAACCUGAAAAAUUGGAAGGACGGAGUAACAGAUAGUGUUCAACACAUCUUCAUCAUCUUCACGUCUGCUUACCUUCAUCAACGAAGAAAACAAGGUUGUUAUAUAGAAUGUCACUGGACUUCGCUUCUGUUUUAAAGCACAUCCCCUUACUGCAAUACUCGUGGAGGCAUUUCGUAGAACAGGUAGGGGGAAGAAGAGAGACAGCGGUAUUAACAAAGGGAGGGUUCCGAGAGACCGCAAAUCGGACGACCCAGUUGGACAAUUGGAAAAGCAAGCACCAUGGACGGUCCACAGCAGCUCUUUGCGCUUGUUGAACUCUAUUUCGAACAAAAUGGAGACCAUCCACUGAAGCAGAGUGGCCAAAAAGAAGAUACCAGCCUUGUUUAUG
Mangifera indica (mango) is the source of this 1128-nucleotide messenger RNA. Its product is annotated as chlorophyllide a oxygenase, chloroplastic-like. Gene Ontology annotation, cellular component: chloroplast. Gene Ontology annotation, biological process: chlorophyll biosynthetic process. The transcript has 5 exons. Gene Ontology annotation, molecular function: chlorophyllide a oxygenase activity; 2 iron, 2 sulfur cluster binding. Bases 177 to 635 code for a protein of 152 amino acids. NCBI's taxonomy places the organism in Eukaryota, Viridiplantae, Streptophyta, Magnoliopsida, Sapindales, Anacardiaceae. The record is from RefSeq and is a predicted model, not a curated record.